Molecule: messenger RNA, 2614 nt
Organism: Clunio marinus
Lineage: Eukaryota; Metazoa; Arthropoda; Insecta; Diptera; Chironomidae
Source: the annotation of a GenBank genome assembly
UUUUAAACCUUGAAAUAAUGAGUGAUAGUGAACAAGCUGAAGUAAAACCAUUUGCUAUUGAAAGAGCAAAACAAGGAAGAGCAAAUUGUAAGAAAUGUAAAACUCAAUGUGAGAGUGGGAGUUUAAGGAUAGCUCGAAUCAAUCCCAACAACCCUUUUGGUUCGACUCCGCUUAAAAUGUGGUAUCACUUUGACUGUUUCUUUGAAGUUAAGAUAUCAAAAGCAACCAAAUUUAUUACCUGCUCUGAUGAAAUUGAUGGAUGGAAUUCUUUAUCAGCUGACGACAAAAAAUCGAUAAUUGAGAAGAUUGGUCCAUCGUUCAAAAUAACUGAAGCUCCAUCAAAGCUGCAUAAUGCUGAUGACAACCAAAAAAAUGAUUCCAACGAUAAUUUGUUUAGUGAACUCCAAAGAAUAGUUAACAAAAUAGCAAAUGAAUCAAGUUAUACGAACAAGUCAAAGAUACUUCAGAAAUUUUUGACUGAGGGUACAGGAAAGAAAUUUGAAGGGAAUCUUUCAUUAUGGCUCAAACUUUUGAUGCCAAAAGAUGCUGUGAAACGAGUUUACAAUCUACAAAGCAAACAAAUUGUAAAGCUUUUCUCGAGAAUUUUUAAAAUAAAUCAUGACAAAAUGCUUGAUGAUUUAUCUGAAGGUGACGUAUCGCAAACAGUGGCGAAGUUCUUUGAAGAUUCUAAAACUGUUAAACCAGCUUCAAAAAGCACUUUGACAUUGAAUGAAGUUGACGACUUCCUAGAACAUCUUAGCAAGCUAACUCAGGAGGAUCCACAAGAAGAGCAUUUCAAAGCACUCAUCAAACGAUGCACUUGUGAAGAUUUGAAAACUAUUAUUCGCCUAAUUAAACAUGAUUUAAAAAUGAAUUGUGGUGCUCGACAUGUUUUGGAUGCUUUAGGCCCAGACGCCUACUCGAACUUCCAAAAAACUCGUGACUUGGAUGUCAUUCUGAAUUCGUAUGGAAAUAAAAUUGGAAAGGAUCACAAAUCACGAGUUAAAAAGCAUUCAAAUCUUCAAUUAAUGACACCAAUAUCGCCUAUGCUCGCUGAACCUUGCAAAGACUUUGAGAAAGCAAUUAAAAAAUGUCCUGACGGCUUUUACAGUGAAAUUAAAUACGACGGCGAACGUGUUCAGAUUCAUAAGAAAAAUGACGAAUUUAAAUUCUUCAGUCGAAAUCUUAAGCCGGUGAUGGAUCACAAAAUUACAAAACUUAAAGAAUUCUUGCCAAAAGCAUUUCCACAUGGCAACGAUAUGAUUCUUGAUUCUGAAAUCUUGAUGGUUGAUACUUUAACUGGCGAUCCAUUACCUUUCGGUAGUUUAGGAAAACACAAGAAAGAAGAGUUUGCAUCAGCUGAAACUUGUCUGUUUAUUUUCGAUUGUCUCUUCUUUAAUGGAAACGAUUUGACGUCAAAGCCUUUGAAAGAGCGACGAAAAUUCUUAGAAGAUAAUCUGACAGUCAUUAAACAUCGAGUGGUGUUGUCUGAAUACAAACUUUUAAAGACUAAAAAUGACUUGAUUGACAUGACAAGAGAAGUUCUAAAAAAAGGACUCGAAGGUCUUGUUUUAAAAGGAGUGAAGUCAAUUUACGAACCAGGGAAACGUCGAUGGUUGAAAGUAAAGAAAGAUUAUUUGAUGAAAGGAGCGAUUGCUGAUUCAGCAGACUUGGUGGUGCUUGGGGCUUGGUAUGGAACAGGAAAAAUGGGUGGACAGUUUUCGAUUUUCCUCAUGGGAUGUUAUGACGACGACGCUUCUCUAUGGAAAACUGUGACGAAAGUUCAUAGCGGCUUAGAUGACUCUGAAAUGGGAAAUAUUCACAAAACUAUCAGCCCACUCAUGAAGAAAUGUGAUGGAAAUACAAAAUUCCCUGACUGGAUUCAACUUCAUCGUACGAUGAUUCCAAAUGCAAUUGCGACGGAUCCCUUUCAAAUGCCAGUUUUUGAGAUUACUGGUGCUGAGUUUACAGACUCAGACGUUCAUACUGCAGGUUCAAUUUCCAUUCGAUUUCCUCGAAUUACUAAAGUUCGCAGUGAUAAAUCACCACAACAAGCAACAACACUUAAAGAACUUAUUCAUCUUUACAAUGAAUCGAAGGAAGGUGUAAAUCUUGAUGAACUCAACAAAUUGAAAGAUUCCGACGACAGCGAAAUUACGAAGAAAAGAUUAAAACGACAAUCGACGACCUCAGAACUUAAAAUUCCUAGUAAGAAAAUUAAAAUGGAAAAUUGUGAAUUAUUCGAAAGAUUUCUACUUUUCUGUCCUGACAAAAUAAACGAAAAUUUCCAUAAAGAAAUUGAAGAAUUCAUUAAACUUGGGGGAAAAUGUGUUGACAGUUCAAAAGAUGCAAAUCUCGUUCUUCAUGAGACAUCUGAGAUCAAAGACAGUUCGUUUAAUUUACGUAAACUUUACAAUUCACAUUGCAAACAUUAUACGAUUGCGUGGUUGGUAGAAAGCUUAAAAGAAUCUUCAUUAAAGGAUCCAAUUUGUUAUUUUGUUAAAUGGCAUCAAAUCUUUGAAUAAAUGAAAUGUGUGAUUCAACAAUAUUAUUUAAAUAAUUAUAAAGAAAAAAGUUGUUUUAAUCAGGGCUAAAAAAUGGGAUUCAUUGCAUG